Molecule: messenger RNA, 1431 nt
Organism: Solenopsis invicta (red fire ant)
Lineage: Eukaryota; Metazoa; Arthropoda; Insecta; Hymenoptera; Formicidae
Exons: 2
Coding region: 116-778 (220 amino acids)
Source: RefSeq, a predicted model, not a curated record
UCGAGAAUAUCGUUCAGUGCCUUAUCAUUAUCAUUUUUCCUACAACACGAUUCGACGAGAUCGUCAUUGAACUGCGAAGAGUAAACGUGAAAAGUCAGCGACAAUAAAUUCAAACAUGUUCCUUGAGAGAGUUUACCUAAUCUCGGCUGUCUUCACCGUUGCUUUUGCGGCUCCGAGUAUAUCCAAGUCGACACCAAUGUGGCAUCUACCAUGUGGAGAACCCAAUUUGCAAGCCGUCCCUUUCGAGAACUUCGAAGAGGAAAUAAAGACCAUUCUGGAGGACCUUAGGCUUCAACAUCAACUAACGAUGAAUGACUACUUGAAUCGAGACUACGAAUACCUGUACGAGAGAGUUAGGAUCGGCGUCGACGAUCAUCAGUACAUACCUAAUUGGGUGCCUGGCAAGAAGGAUGUGAAUUUUAUAAGAAAACUGGCCAACGAAGAUACUCAAAUGAUUGUUAACCAUCUCCCGAAGUUGCACAUGGACCUCCAGAAAUUCGCCGUGGCGUUCGAGGAAUUGAUCGAAGAUGAGCCUAGCUCUCAAAUUCAUCAAGCUCUUAAAGGGACUCAAUCGUACUUGAUGAUGAUGUUGUGCGAAAUCGAAAGCAACAUUGUUUCCUUGCCUUCCAUACGACUUCCUGCACGCGUGGAACGAAGCAUCAUGAGCCAUACCGAAAGAAACCCUGUCGAUGAGACACGGAGAUACAUCAGGGACUGGGGCGUAGUUCUCAAAUACAGAGACUAUUUACAUGCUUGGAGGCACGUAUUCAACUAUUGAAGAUAAGGAAAGUAUUAGUUGACUCGUCAGUAUGCAAUCGAUCAUUUUCAUCGGAAGAUGACACAAGAGGAUAUAUUAGACUAUUGGGAAGCAUUAGAUGUAAAUUGAUUUAGCACCUGCCGCGAUUGUAACUAUAAAAUCGCGUCAACAACUGCAUGAUGACGCGGUAAAAUGAUGUUAAAGUUAUUGACAAUAAUCGUUAGUUAUGCAACGAUUAUUAUAAAAUCCGCGAAAACUAUGAGUUCGCAUUACGAUCCAUGAUAAUUUAUCAAAAUUAUUUAUUGAAACAAUUAUUUAUUAUUGCGACUCACGUUUGAACAUGUAGCUUAGUAUUUAUUCUUACAUGUAGCAAAUUAUUUAUUUGGUAUAUAUUAUUAAUUAUUUAUUUAUUUAGAUCGAUAGUACCUUUGCCAAUUGUACCUUCUGAAAGGUACUCUGUAACCGGUAUCAGCCUGUAAGAUCUCGGUUACAUUUUGUGAUAAUCAGUCACAACAACAAUUAUGUUUGUUGUAUCAUUGUGACAAGUGAUAAAUAUCACUCAUAGAUUAUUUAUGAAAGACAUUAUUUGUAAAAAAGACAAUGUUUAUUUCGCGCAGUAUUAUAUUUAUAACUCUAUUUAUAACUCACGUGCUAUAUUUAUAACUCAAGAAAGA